AUGCGCUUGGAAGACCUCACGGUGCUGGGCACGCUCGGCCGCGGGUCCUUCGGCAUCGUGCGCCUCGUGCGCCACGCGGACACGGGCGCGACCUUCGCCUGCAAGUGCCAGGCGAAGGCCAAAAUCGUCGACGAGGCCAUGGAGGCGUACGUGACGAUCGAGUGCAAGAUCCUCGCCAUGUGCGACAACCCCUUCGUGUUGAAGCUCUACAGCACGAUGCAGACGGACCGCUGCGUCUACCUCGUGCUCGAGCUCAUGCCCGGCGGCGAGCUCUACAAGCACCUGCAGCAGAUGGUCUGCUUCCCGGAGCCCAUGCUGCGGUUCUUCGUGUCGCAGAUCGUCUUCGCGUUCGACUGCCUCCACGGCAAGGACGUGCUCUACCGCGACCUCAAGCCGGAGAACCUGGUGCUCGACGCCACGGGCUACAUCAAGGUCGUCGACUUUGGGCUGAGCAAGGUGCUGAGCGGCUGGAAGACGUGGACCAUGUGCGGCACGCCCGAGUACCUCGCGCCGGAGAUCCUGCGCAACGAGGGCCACAACCACGGCGUCGACUUCUGGAUGCUGGGGGUGCUGACCUUCGAGCUCGCCCACGGCCAGGGGCCCUUCGUGGCCCAGGACGAGAUGGCGCUCUUCGAGCUGAUCCUGAAGAUGCGGCCCAAGUUCCCGCGCGCGUUCUCGAAGAAUUUGAGAGAUUUGAUCUCGCGGCUCCUCUGCCACCAGAAGAAGCGGUUGGGCAACUCCAAGGAGGGC
Aureococcus anophagefferens is the source of this 750-nucleotide messenger RNA. RefSeq lists its product as hypothetical. Gene Ontology annotation, biological process: protein phosphorylation. The annotation marks the transcript as partial. Gene Ontology annotation, molecular function: ATP binding; protein serine/threonine kinase activity. The transcript has 2 exons. NCBI's taxonomy places the organism in Eukaryota, Pelagophyceae, Pelagomonadales, Pelagomonadaceae. The record is from RefSeq and is a predicted model, not a curated record.